UCGACUGGUUGUUCGCCGAGGACAGGGGCCUGGAUUUUUACCGGAUUUCCAGAUUUGUUAAACGGAAAGAUGGGUUGUGCAAUUUCACAGGAUGCUGGUACAAGUACUCAGUCUAAAGGUAAACCAACAGCAUCCGUACAACCACAACAAACCAAACCAGUAUCACAGCCACUGCCAGAAGAAGAGUCGGAUGAUGAGCCUGAACAGGUUGAGUUUAAUGAAGGUUUGUUGAAGAAAUGGAUGGAAUUGGAGAAAGAUAUCCAGUUACUUGAAUCCAAAGGUGUGGGUAGAAGGUAUGGUGUAAAAGCAGAAGAAAUACAUCAACUACAGAUGGAAAUCAAGACAUGCGAUGACAAAUUCAGACAGCUUGAAGCACAAACGAGAAAAGAAUACCAAGAUGUGGUAGACCUUGGUAAGAAUACAUCGGUUAAACAGAUGAUGUCACAAAUGCAGUAUGAUGAGCAGAUGGCAAAAGAAAAACAAGAAUAUAUGGAUGCAUUGAAUAAACAAGAAGUUGCAAACAAAGAGCUCAGUGCUAAGAAAAAACGAUUGGAACAGUUGUUGCUAGAACAGGAAGCUGGUCAGGGUGAUAUUGAUGAUCUUAAAGCAUUAGUUAACGAACAAGAUAAAUUAUUAAAGAGUAUAUUCAAUAAUAAAUAUGGUAGUGAUGCAGAAUAUAAACUAGAAAGUGAGUUAGAUAUGUUAACAGAAAGACAACAGAGGAUAUUGGUUGCUAAAUAUAAAUGGCAUAAUGCUCGUGUACUUCUGCAUCAUGCAACCAAUCAACUGGCAUUCUCUGUGAAAAGAUGGGGAGAUGUCGCUAGGAUACCACCAGGAAAUAUGAAUAAUUUAUAUCAAGCUUCAGCUGAAACUAGAAACAACUUGAUUGCAGCAUCACAAAACAUCACCAGUGCCCAGAGAUACUUAAACACAAUUAAAUUCCCAUACUGUACACCACAAGAAAUGCAGACAUUGAACACCGCUAUUGCUAAUAUAUUCAGUGAUAUGAGAGAUGCAAAUAGACAUCAGCAUGCCAUGGCGUGUUUUGCUACAACACAUCGUAGAGCUGCAGCACUUGUACAAUGGUUUGAUCAGGUUAUUAAUGGUACAAUUAUGACUGAUAUUAAUACAGCUAAUAAAGCUGUAGAUGCAAAGAAGAGGGAAUUAAGAGCGGAAAGAAUCAAACUCAUUAAAGAAAAGAUAAAAAUAAGUCAAGGAACGGAUGUCACAACUGAGUAUAAUGCGCAGAUUGGAUCCUCAGAUUUUCAAGAUGAUCCUGAUGCUGAAUUGGCAAGGUUGGUCGAGGCUGAUGCUGUUUCCAUGGCUGGUGAUCUUUCACAGAGCCUUCCAGAAAGUAAAGAAGAUGGUGCUGCAGCUCCAACUCCCCUUCCAGCUGGUGAAUUAGCGCCACCACCAACCUCAGAUGAUCUUUUUGGUAAUAUUGAAGAGUUGAAGAAACAACAUGAAGAAGAAUUAGUGCAAUUAGAAAAAGCACAAAAAGUAAAUAAAGCGAGGGCUGAUCAAGACUUACAGGAUAAAUUGGCUCGACGUAGAAAUCGGCGCCGCAAGAUUCAACAACAAGAGUCAGAGGCAAAUGCCCUUAUGAGUCAGUAAACUACUAUGAAUUUACAGUGAAGGCAAUAUAUAUUUAUAUUGACUUGUUAUGAGGGCAACAGUAUAUGUUUAUUGAUGCGCCAUAUGACCAACCAUGUUGGGACUAUGAGUGUGUGUCUAUGGCCAUAAAGAACUAUGAAUAUGGGAGUUCGUAAUUAGGGGGGGGGGUCGUAAUAUGGGGGUCCUAAAAUUGGGGGCCUAAUACAAUGUAGUUUCCAAAGCUUGUAGGAUGAUUAAAAGAGAAAUGAAAACACACAUACUGUUGCCUGAAUAUUAAAGUCAGAAGGUGUGUCAACACAAUGCAUGUGAUUUCUGCUUCAGAGUGAUUCUGUUCUCCUAUAUUCUGUUAUACUAAAAUGUUGUACAAAAUGAUAAUUGACUCAAAAAGACUGACAGGUAAAUUGCUUUUUUUGGUAGAGAAUUUACAUAUAUAUAAACACAUAUAUAAAUACAUAUAAACAAAGCCAUAGUGAGUUCACUGACAAAAUGAAACUACUGUCAUAUGUCCUUCUUUUGUAAUUUAACACCAGGGUAAUUCACAUGUAAAUUGACCUCUAUCAUAAAGGCCACCUGUCUAAUGUGACCAUGUGAUCCCCCUUUUGGCACCAGUAUGGUCGAAUAAACACAUGUAUAAAGGCGAAAAUGAUGGAAGAUAAGUUCAUGUUUCAGUCUUUAAACUGACAUUUUCAAGGGCAUUUUUUGACAUAUUUUUUUUUAUUAAUUUCCUUCUUUAAAAAAAUCUGUUGAAAAAUCAUCCUUUAAACUGAGAAAUUAUCACCAUUUUGUCCUACAUGAUUGAGUAACCAAUCUCCAUUAUGAAGGGCAUCUGAAUUUGUGAAAGUACAUUGAGUGGCUAUCUUAGAUGGUCACUACUAUUGGUGGCUAUCUUAGAUGGUCACUACUAUUGGUGGCUAUCUUAGAUGGUCACUACUAUUGGUGGCUAUCUUAGAUGGUCACUACUAUUGGUGGCUAUCUUAGAUGGUCACUACUAUUGGUGGCUAUCUUAGAUGGUCGCUACUAUUGGUGGCUAUCUUAGAUCAUCACUAAUACAGGUGUGUAAUAUUGGGUAUUCCUGCUAAGUAGUUUCAAACAUGAUGGGUUUUCGACCAUUGACAAGAAAGUCACAAAGAUGCCAAAAAAUACCCUGAUUAACACCUGCUAGCAGUGGUUGGAAUGGUGUUAGAUAAAAAUAUUUUAUGUCUUAUCAGCUUCAUUUACAGUUUCUUGAUUUAUUUAUUUCAACCUAACAGUGGAAUAAUUUAACUCACUGAAGCCAUUGGAUUAACAAAACAGAAAAACAAUAUGAGAUCUCAGGAUAGCACUGAUUUGAUAUUAAUGAAACCUUUAAUGC
Molecule: messenger RNA, 2965 nt
Organism: Saccoglossus kowalevskii
Lineage: Eukaryota; Metazoa; Hemichordata; Enteropneusta; Harrimaniidae
Cellular component (GO): cilium
Source: RefSeq, a predicted model, not a curated record